This is a messenger RNA of Phodopus roborovskii (desert hamster), 1265 nucleotides long. RefSeq names its product eukaryotic translation initiation factor 1 (gene Eif1). Lineage: Eukaryota; Metazoa; Chordata; Mammalia; Rodentia; Cricetidae. The transcript has 4 exons. Gene Ontology annotation, cellular component: eukaryotic 43S preinitiation complex. The coding region runs from base 157 to 498 and encodes 113 amino acids. The record is from RefSeq and is a predicted model, not a curated record. Gene Ontology annotation, biological process: translational initiation. Gene Ontology annotation, molecular function: translation initiation factor activity; ribosomal small subunit binding; RNA binding.
CGCCGCCCCUCCGCCCCAGUCACUGAGCCGCCGCCGAGGACUCAGCUGCCUCCCCCUCGAGCCCCCUCGCUUCCCGACGCUCCGUCCCCCCUGCCCGCCUUCUCCCGCAGCCGCCUUCCGCAGGCCGUUUCCACCGAGGAAAAGGAAUCGUAUCGUAUGUCCGCUAUCCAGAACCUCCACUCUUUCGACCCCUUUGCUGAUGCAAGUAAGGGUGAUGACCUGCUUCCUGCUGGCACUGAGGAUUAUAUCCAUAUAAGAAUUCAACAGAGAAACGGCAGGAAGACCCUUACCACUGUCCAAGGGAUCGCUGAUGAUUACGAUAAAAAGAAACUAGUGAAGGCGUUUAAGAAGAAAUUUGCCUGCAAUGGUACUGUAAUUGAGCAUCCAGAAUAUGGAGAAGUAAUUCAGCUACAGGGUGACCAGCGCAAGAACAUAUGCCAGUUCCUGAUAGAGAUUGGACUGGCUAAGGACGAUCAGCUGAAGGUUCAUGGGUUUUAAGUGCUUGUGACUCUCUGAAGCUUAAGUGAGGAUUUCCUUGCAAUGAGUAGAAUUUCCCUCCUGUCCCUUGUCACAAGUUUAAAAACCUCACAGCUUGUAUAAUGUAACCAUUUGGGGUCCGCUUUUAACUUGGACUAGUGUAACUCCUUCAUGCAAUAAACUGAAAAGAGCCAUGCUGUCUAGUCUUGAAGUCCCUCAUUUAAACAGGUCAAGCAGUAAGCCCUGGCAGUGUCCAGCCUGAAACAAAGCAAUAACAAUGUUUCAGCCAAGCCCAGAACCCCAAGUUCAUAGGCUAUGCUACCCAAAAGUUCUUCAGCUCUCCCUCAAUAGAGUCCCCUGCCCUAGGAGGAUGUCACCAGGUGAACAUGAGAAUGGGUAACACCACAGCACCAAGGGAGUCUCUGGCAGGGACCCCUGGUGUCUGACCAGGGGGGCAGGAUUCAGAAAGGGCCACCUUUCUACAGAGGUCUUGGACAUCUGGCUGGCUGCCAGAUUAGUCAUUUUAGCCAGAAACAUCCCUAGCCAGGGGAUGUCAAGACAACUAAAGAGUGAAACAAGCCUAGUAUCAAUUAAGCUUAUGACAAAGGGAAAAUAUCAAACGAAGGAUCAGUCAUUGUGGCUAGCUGUAAAGGUUUCAACUCGUUGGUAGCGGCUGCCCAGUGCUAAGUGAAUCAAGAAGCUGGUUUUUGGUUUUCUUUUCCCUUUCAGUUUUAAUGUUAUGUAAUGUAUUUAAACCCUUAUUUAAAUAAAACUUGUUUUAAGAAAUA